This is a messenger RNA of Ilyonectria robusta, 420 nucleotides long. RefSeq lists its product as uncharacterized. The coding region runs from base 1 to 420 and encodes 139 amino acids. The record is from RefSeq and is a predicted model, not a curated record. The transcript is spliced from 2 exons. Lineage: Eukaryota; Fungi; Ascomycota; Sordariomycetes; Hypocreales; Nectriaceae.
AUGCGCUUCUCUUUCGCCAUCGCCGCCCUUCUCAGCACUGCCCAGGCACACAUCAACGGCAUAUCCGUUCCCUCGACCAUCAAGCCAGGCGACCCUUUCAAUGUCAUUAUCCUCAGUUCCAACUGGAUUCAGAGUUCCUACGACGUCGCCAUUGCGUUCGGUUAUGCCACAGGCAAGGGCUUCCCCGGGUCCCUAGGCACAGUGGCCGACUCGUUCUAUCUCGGACCUAAUGAGUCUAACCAGCUGCGCAACUUCAACAAGACCAUCACUAUUCCUAAGUCGACACCAAAAGGCAAAGGUGUCGUGUCGGCUUCGCUAUUCACUUUGAUCGGCGCUGCGGAGUCCGGUGUGUUGAAUGACUAUAAUGUCACCGUGACAUUUGGGGAUAAGACAAGCAAGAAGUAUAAGUCGAGCUCGUGA